Capsaspora owczarzaki ATCC 30864 is the source of this 2052-nucleotide messenger RNA. RefSeq names its product heat shock factor 2. Gene Ontology annotation, molecular function: sequence-specific DNA binding; DNA-binding transcription factor activity. Gene Ontology annotation, biological process: regulation of DNA-templated transcription. NCBI's taxonomy places the organism in Eukaryota, Filasterea, Ministeriida, Capsasporidae. The coding region runs from base 346 to 2052 and encodes 568 amino acids. The record is from RefSeq and is a predicted model, not a curated record. The transcript is spliced from 2 exons.
CCCUUCUUUUUGCAAACAAGCCAAUCGUCAAUCGUCGUCUGCUGACACGUCUUCCUUGGCAUCGUUCGCUUUUGAUUUUUGUUAUCCUUUUGAUCGCACCUUCAAGCCGUGUUGACAUUCCAUCUCGAUCUGCCUGAUCUCGAUCUUUGCCCACCUUUGAGUGCCAGUCCAGCAACGUCUCAAAGCCUCCUCCUUCUUCCCAACCAGCCAACAAAGCACGCUGUUUCACGACAACACCGUUACGCAACGUCGUCUUGCCGUUGUUGAGCCUUCUGUUCUCGUAGCCGCCACAGCUUCCAAGCACUCUCGCACUCUCGCACUCACAGACACUCUAUCACACAAACCAUGUCGAACGAAGGCUCCAAGCCCGUCCCUGGCUUCCUCGCCAAGCUGUUCAAAAUGGUCGACGACACAAAAAACAGCUUUUGCAUUGGCUGGACGAACGCUGGUCUGAACUUCCUCGUGUCCAACCCUGAGCUGUUUGCACGCCAAGUCCUGCCCGUCUACUUUAAGCACAACAACUUUGCCAGCUUUGUGCGCCAGCUCAACAUGUACGGUUUCCGCAAAAUCUCCAACACCAAGCGAGGCGUGGUGGUCGCCGGCACGUCGCACGCAUGGGAGUUUUCGCAUCCCCACUUUGCCCAGGGUCGUGCGAACGAGCUGUCGCUCAUUGUGCGCAAGCCCAAGCCCAGCGACCUGCGCAAGGCUGCUGCCGCUGCCGCUGCUGCGGCGACCGCGUACGGCCACGGCGGCAGCAGUGUGGACGACGACGCCAUGUCGACCGUCUCCUCUGGCCACGCCUCCUCGUCCGUGUCAGCCUCAGACCACGCCGCCCUGGUCCAGUCGUUUGAAGAGCUGCAGCUCAGAAACACGGAGCUCGAGAUUGCAUGUGAGGAGCUCGAGCAGCAAAAGGGCCGGCUCCAGCGUCAGUUCCAAUCGCAAAAUGCCGUCAUCCAACAGCUCCUCGUCGUCAUGCACCAGUCCUGCGAUCCUGCGCUCAUUCCCACCGAGCGCGAGCUCCGCGAGAUUGCCGGCGCCGCUUCGCUUGCCACUCCCCUGUGCGGCUCGCCAACGCUGCCGUUGCAGCAGCUCGAGUUUGCUUCGACCGCAGACCACCAGCAGCAGCUUCUCGACGAGCAGCAGCGCCAGCUUGCUCAGAUUGCCGAGGAUGUCAAGAUGAACAAUGGUGGCGAGUUUGCUGCCAUCUUUGAGGCGCCCGUCACUCCCACAACCGCCUUCCUCAACCAGCUCGACAUGUUUGAGCAGAAGGCCCACGCCAAGCUGCGCGAGUCUCGCAAGCGGCCGCUGUCGCACGACGUUUCUGGUGACAGCACACCCGUCAUCAGCGAUCCUGACGACGACGAAGAGUACGAGGAACUCGGCUCUCGUCCCGUCACUCGGGCCAGCAGGAGUGCUCGUCGCCGGCCACGACUCUCUUCUGUUGUCAUCCAGGAGAUUACUGAGGCUGCCCCCAACAUGGAUGCUGUGGAAGCAAUGUCGCUUGAUGCUCUCUCUGCGUCCGCGUCCGCGCCGACCGUCAGCAGCUCGAUUGUUGCCCCUUCGUCUUUUGCCCCCAGCUCGUUCAGCCGGUCGAAUAGCGCAGCUGAUCUCGCCACCAAUGACAAGUUUGUUAAGGAUGUUGCCGUGUCUGUUGCCCACCUGUGGGCCACGUCUCUGCAGCAGCAGCAGCAGCAGCAGCAGCAACAACAACAGCAACAUCAACAACAGCAACAGCAGCGACAACCGGCCUCCUUGGCGCCGCUGUCCGUUGGUGCCGCCCGACAACAUCAGCAGCUGCAAUUGAGCGCGGCAUUUGCCAAGCCCACUUCGCCACCACUUUCGCCGCUCUUUGGCGUGCGUAGCUUGAGCACUUCCGCGACCUCUGCAUCAAACCUCCUUGACCUGCUUGAAUCCGAACCGCUGUUGACAGACCUUCCCGACACUACCAACUUGGAUUGGCUUGAGCACGAGUUCCGACAAAGUUCAACGUGCAAGAACCUGGGCGACCGCCAAUGCGCGCCUGUGCGUCAGCUCGUGCCCACCGUCGUGUAA